Aureococcus anophagefferens is the source of this 1144-nucleotide messenger RNA. RefSeq lists its product as hypothetical. Gene Ontology annotation, molecular function: actin filament binding. Gene Ontology annotation, biological process: barbed-end actin filament capping; actin cytoskeleton organization. Gene Ontology annotation, cellular component: F-actin capping protein complex; actin cortical patch. The transcript has 2 exons. Lineage: Eukaryota; Pelagophyceae; Pelagomonadales; Pelagomonadaceae. The record is from RefSeq and is a predicted model, not a curated record. The coding region runs from base 91 to 1089 and encodes 332 amino acids.
AACGCGACGAGCGCUGUGCCGCUCAUCUCACCGCGUCGACGCGACGCCUCGCUCGCCGCCCCGCGCCCCCCCGAACGGACGCACUGAAACAUGGCCGACGACGACGCCGAGGAGACGGUCGUCGACGGCAGCGAGGCGAGCGAGGAAGAGGAGGCGCUCUCCGACUCGGAGAAGCUCGCCAUCGUCCAGCACUUCCUCCUCCAGGCGCCCCCCGGCGAGUACGGCGAGGUGCUCAAGGACGCGUCGCAGCUCGUCGACGACGGCGUCCUCAGCGCCGGCAUGCUCGCGGGCAUCGCGCGCGCGUACAACACGCGCGAGCUGCGCGUCGCUGUGGCCGAGGACGGCGCGCGCGUGAUCCUCUGCGACGCGAGCGAGGUCGCGCCGACGCGCUACGUCGAGAGCGAGUCGAAGCGCGUCUACGAGGUCGACCACGCGACGCUCGAGGCCAAGCUCUACGAGCCGCCGCCGCCCGAGGAGGCGCCGGAGGCGGAUGAGGAUGACGCGCCUCCGGAUGACGACGACGACGCGGAGGCGGCCGCGCCGUCGCGCGAGGCGCCCCCGGCGGAGGCGCCGGAGGCGCCGGAGGAGCACGCGCUUGAGCCCGCUCGCGCGGCGCUCGCCGCGGCCAUCGGCGCCUACGUCGCGGGCCACUACGGCGGCCGGGGCUCCCGCGACUUGCACCACGCGGUCUACGCGCUCGACGGCGCGCUCGCCGUCGCGAUCCGCGGCGACAAAGUGAACCUGCGGAACUUCUACGCGGGCGGCUGGGCGUCGACGUGGACCGCCGCCGUCGACGGGGCCGGCUACGCCGUCUCCGGCUCCGUCCGGGUGCGCGCCCACUACUUCGAGGACGGCAACGUCCAGCUCCAGAGCGCGAAGACCGUCGAGGCCGCAAAGUGCGCGGACGUCGCCGCCGUCGCCGCGCUCGUCGAGGAGACCGAGGGCGCCCUCCAGCGGGGCCUCGAGGACAUGUACGAGAACAUGUCCGCCGAGACCUUCAAGGCCAUGCGCCGCGUCAUGCCCAUCUCGCGCCAGAAGAUGAAGUGGAACAUCAACGAGAUCGCGCUCAAGCGCGGCCUCAGCAAGUAGAGGUCGAAGGCGUCCGAUCCGUCGCCGCGACCCUCGCGUAAGCAUGUCGGCCGCG